GCGAUUAGAGGGAAAGCUCGCCGAUUACGCUCUGUCCGCUCACGCAAGCACGCACCGCUCCUGUCCGCAAGAAGGACCGACCGCCGUGCUGUGUUUGCGCGCUUGUCGCGCGGCUGGGAUUACACGUGCAGUGCUGUCAACUACGCAUCGAUUUCCUCUUCUGCGACGGCUCUGCUGUCUUCGCUUUUGGCGGACAACUACGAUAACCAUGCGGAUAGCGUUGGUGUUGGCGCUGAUGCUGGGCGCCGCGUCGGCCGGCGAUGACAAGGACGACGACAGCUUCUCCAUCGGCCUGGGCGUGCUGUCGCCGUCCUACCGGCAAAAGAUCGGCCCCGACGGAAACACCAAGGUCGACUUCAACCAGGAGAAGGACGGCUUCUCCUUCUCCGUGAGCAGCGGCGAGCCGAACGCCAAGACUGCGUCGGGCGCCGUGAAGCCUUACUCGCACAUCACCUUCAGCCAGCAGUUCCAGGACCCGGCCGCCAAAAAGCACGCCGGGGCCGGAGGCGCCGAGCUGCAGCAAGUUGCCCAGCCUGCGCAAUUCACAGGACAGCAGGGGCAGUAUGGUCCAGCGGGUGGCCAGGCUGCUGCGUUCAGCCCUGCCUAUAAUCCCGGUCAGCCAGACGCCAGACUACAGCAGUUCGUGCCUUCUGCCUUCCCUGCAGGAGCCCAAGCCGGUGGCGCCGGAGCUGCCCAGUACGCCGGCGUUGCACCCCAUUACGCCGGUGGAGCGCCACAGUACUCCGGAGGAGCUCCUCAGUACGGUGGUGGAGCUGCCCAGUACGGCGGUGGAGUUGCCGGCGGUGGAGCUGCCCAGUAUGGCGGUGGAGCUGACCAGUACGCCGGUGGAGCUGCCCCGUACGUCGGUGGAGCUGCCCAGUACGCCGGAGUCGGCGGCCUUGCACAGUAUGGAGGUGCGCCCGCUCCGGAAGUUCAGUACGCGGCCGCACCGCAGGUGCCAGGCUACGGAGGCGGCAACUCUCUGGCAGCGUUUGGCAGCUCUGGGUAUGGCGCUGCGGCGCCCCAGCAAAGCGGGGCACUGAAUACGGACCAGAACGCUGCCCUGGCUGCCGUACAGCAAGUGCUGAACGCUGAACGACAGCGGCAGCACGCCGCUCCCCAGGCCCAGGCAUACACGGCGCCGCAGGCCCAGGCGUACGCCGCGCCGCAGGCACAGGCGUACGCUGCGCCGCAGGCCCAGGCGUAUGGUGCGCCGCAGGGCGCGCAGGGCUUCGCUCUGCCACAGCACCUUUUCGCAGCGGCACCGCAGCAGUCUUAUGCCGCGCCUCAGCAGUCUUAUGCUGCGCCUCAGCAGUCUUAUGCCGCGCCUCAGCAGUCUUAUGCCGCGCCUCAGCAGUCUUAUGCCGCGCCUCAGCAGUCGUACGAAGCGCAGCAGCAGCAGCAGCCGGCCUACAGCCCCGGCGUUCACGGCAGCGGACAGGCCUUAGCUUUCGCCUAUGGCGGCGGAGGAGCCCCUGGCGCCGCCGCCGGCUACGCGGGAGGCUACCAGCCACACGCUGGAUACGGCGGCGUGCCCUCGGCCGGCGUAACGGUAUCCGGCCCCAAGUAUGGGGCACAUAUCUUCGGUCCUGCUCAAGUCUUUGCCCCUCCUCCCGGUGCCGGUCAGGGUUACGGUGCCGGUGCUAGCGGUGCCGCCUCCGCUCUUCAGGGCGGCUACAACGGUGGCGCGGCGGCAACUGGUUACGGCGGUGGCGCAGCGGCGGGAGGCUACAACGGUGGCGGCAGCGCGGCAGGCGCUCCUCGGGGCGUCGCUCUGCAGACGGGCCCCGGAGGAGUCAUCACCGGAGCUGCCCUCCAAGGCUACGGAGGCAGUUCGUCGUCGGGCGGCCUGCAGACUUAUGGCGGCGGACCUCUCGCCGGUGCGGCCUACCAAGGCUACGGCGCGGGAGCUGGCGCGGCUCUUCAAGGCUACGGCGCGGGAGCUUCUCAAGGAGUCUCGUACAGCCCCACCGCAGCGGCUUACGGCGGUGCCCAGCUGGCCGGGCAGGGAGCGCCCGGCGUCCACUAUGCCUCCGGUUCGACGCUCAGGCUACAGGCGGCUCCGUACGCGGCUGCUCUGACUGCCGCCGGUCAAGGAGCGCGCGCCGGUGGAUACGCGGCCGGGGGCCCUGGCGGAUACGGCGCCGCUUCGUCCGCCCAGGCAUACACGCCUCAGGCUCGGCCCGGCUACAAGGACAAAAAAUGAAGCCCGUCAUGAUAGCGCUUUUUUUUCUUUUUUUUCUCAAGGAAUGCUCUGAGAUAACUACAACAGGACGGUUCGAACUGCCGCUCGCUAAUGCCGUCAUCGGGGCCAAAGCAGCGACUCUGUAUUUAUUUUGUCCAUGCCGCGCUGUUUGUAGUUGCGACUGUUCCAAUCGUCCCGUCUUUCGCGCAGUGUUGACCGCUUUAAGUUUGUUUUUUUGUUUUCUCGUUUUGGCGAGACCUGUCAGUUGCACAAUAGAACACGCGUUAGCUGCUGAAAGCUGGCCGAAGCUGACGCGGAUGUGACCCGAAAACUUAGUAUUCCCAACAGUAUCGAGCUGAAUGAAUUUUUUUACAAAACCAUUCUAGCCCGUCAUGAAGGCUCGAUUUCGAAACAGCGCCGCGCCGUCGUAUUUAUCAAGAAACAUUCUGCGCAUGGAAAUUUGUGUACUCAUAACAUUUUGUUGAUUAGACCGCCUCAUCGAGCUGCUUACUCCCCUUCCACCUCUCUCUGGCGCCUAUACAUUUAUCAGAGGCAUCUUCAGUCGAGUCUUCUACGCGAUAGACGAGCUUUCGUGCCCUCCUUGAUCACAUCGUGCAUUCAAACGGCCCUGUAGCGCGAGUCCGUUGUUCACAAACCACGCCAUUGCAGUCGUUCCGCAAACUCACUGACGAAGAAAGCGCUGCGCAGCUCCGACCAUGAUAGACAGUUCCGCUCAAACAGCUUGGCGCUGAAACCAGCAUAGAAGUGAUGGGAACAUUGACGUCGGGCUUUGUCUGGCUAUGGGCAGGUUGCAAGUGCUAGGCGGCGCCCCGUCUUUCCGACCCCUAGCGCCAUCUGACGAACAGUUGCGCGAAUGUGGUAGGAUUACUCACGGCGUCAGCAGCCCGCACUGCGUGUUUGGCGUCCUGUCAAACGAUAGCGAUGGCGCGAAACAGCGUGCCGAUAUUAAUUUUAACCGGGUUUCUGGGAAUUACAAGAUCUUCAUAGCUUUUUUCGUGUAAAGAAUUUAGGGAAAGGAAGUCGUCUAUUUGAAGUGGGGCACGUCUACGACGUGAGGGAAGUGUUGAACUCGCACUGAUCGGAAGUGACUGCUAGGUUUAUUCCGCAAACGAAAAAUAAUGCACCACCGAGAUGCGUGAAGCUCAGCGUAAGUUACUUCGUUAUCUACGGUGUGGACGCAUGAAAUUGUAGGCGAAAUUGAUUCUUGAAGAUCGGCGACAGCAGACAAAUCCUAGCGGUGAGCUGCGAUUGCCGUGCUGGCAUCGCAGGGAAGUGCAAGGACGCCGCGGUAGUUUCCCUGUACAUACAUGACGGCAAAUACGAAUCCAAAACACCUCAUCCAAGAACGUGGGGCGUAUGAACGACUCGUAAGACCUACCAGAGAUAUUCUAACGUUGUUCUCCCCAAACACAAAAAAAGGGGAUGAACUUACCAGUUGUGUUAGACUACGCUGGGAAAAUAUUUUCGCCCAAGUUACUGGAAGUGCGAUACUUUUAUGUUGCGAUUUUUCAGGGCGUGCAAAGGAGGUUCCAAUAAACCACGUUGUCAAAAA
Molecule: messenger RNA, 3758 nt
Organism: Dermacentor albipictus
Lineage: Eukaryota; Metazoa; Arthropoda; Arachnida; Ixodida; Ixodidae
Source: RefSeq, a predicted model, not a curated record